Pleuronectes platessa (European plaice) is the source of this 7602-nucleotide messenger RNA. Its product is annotated as bromodomain adjacent to zinc finger domain protein 2B. The record is from RefSeq and is a predicted model, not a curated record. Gene Ontology annotation, molecular function: protein binding; DNA binding. Bases 165 to 6623 code for a protein of 2152 amino acids. Lineage: Eukaryota; Metazoa; Chordata; Actinopteri; Pleuronectiformes; Pleuronectidae. The transcript has 40 exons.
GGAGAGACUGCUCAAUCUGCGACCAGAGACCAACACAACCAGUCGCUCUCACCCGGACUCAAUUAACUCAGCACCUCUCCGCACGCACCUCGCACCGCUGCUCUCAAACUGCGCUCCACUGGGAACUAAAUGAGUGGCAUCCUGUAUGUCCCCUUUGAAUUUGUAUGAGGACACAGAUCUCCAGCGAUAAGGUACAGAGCCGGGAUGUCACAGAACUGAAGAUCGUCUCAUACAGAGACCAAGAGACUUGGAGCAAAACGCAUCCUUAUUUCAAAGCAGAAAGCCAGUAUAGUGAUAUGGAGUCUGGAGAGCGGCUGUCCUCCCCAUCUUCAGUCUCGUCCUCCCUUCACAUGGCCUUCUCUUCAGCCAGCUCCUCCCCUGCAUCAGCCCACAAGCCCUCCACCAAAUGCAGCCCGGACCCUAACCGUGCAGGCAGUUCCCCUCAAACCACCUGUGGCCCUUUGCUACAGAUGAACGGGGAUGCGUGUUUAAAUCUGUCUGGCGAGCCCAACAGUUUUCCCUUAGUCGCUCAUCCUGCUUUUGGGCUCUUCCCUCCGAGUUUAGGCCAGUCUCAGUUUGGAGGUCUCGGGAGUCUGGGUUUAUCUGCCUUUGCUGCUAACCCCCAGUUUGGUACAUUUCCAGACUGGUUUUGGCGAUAUGACACGCGUACCGGAGGAGCAGCAUCCUUCUCCGUUCCUCCUCUCGGUCUUCAUCCUGUAUUUACACCAGUCUUCAAGAGCCAAGAUCCUGCUCACUCCCAGUCCUGUACAUCAGUUUCUGUAGGUGUGAAUGGAACAGUGAAUGGGCGGAGCAGUUCCUGUCCUACUGGGAACUCUGCUGGGUACGCCAGUUCAUUUCCAGCAAAGGCAACCAAGGAUAGAACUAAGGCCAACAUUCAUCCAAAGAGCAGUCAGGACCCAGGCCAGCUAUACCAGAAGAGUGUUCAGAAAACAAAAGAAAAGAAACCCAGCAAAAGACCACUAGAGACCUCAAGCAUGAGUGGCAGCCAGUCAGGAUCCCUAUCAGAUAGCUCCAGUGAUGGUGAGGACAGCAGCAGUGAUGCUGAUGACAUGGAGUUGGAUGAGGAGGAUGAUGAUGAAGAUGAGGAUGAUCAGAGCAACGACAGCGAUGACUCUGAUUCUGAAACAGAGCGUCAAGUUAAACCGGAUUUCAAGCGGCUGACAAAGAACACUUUAGAGAGUAAAAAUCGAAGAGGUUGCGCUGCUGAAGGAAAUGCAACUCAAGACAGUCGUCGCGAUGGUGUCUCUUUGACUUCUUCGCACCGUAUCCAGUCCUCUCCCCAUCCUGCUGGCAGGACUCAAUCUGUCUCAAUUACUCUGUUUCUCGAGAAAUCCAGGACUGCAGAGGAGGACCGACAGAAACACAUUAGUGUCAUUCAGGCCACAGGGCUGGCAGCCAUUAGCAGCAGUCCCUCCUCACAGUCUCACAGGGAGGUGUCUCCUCUGCCCUCCAGAUCACCCAAAACCAUAUCCUUCUCCAACUCACCCAAGCACUUACCUCCAGCUUCACCAAAGCCCUUCUCUCAUUCGUCCUCACCAAAGCACAUCUCUGUCUCCUCUUCCCCCAAACCUCUUGCCCUCUGUUCCCCUCUGAAACCCCUGUCUCUGGGGACCUCGCCCAAACGUUCAUUUCUUUCCUUACUUAAACUUAAUCCCCUCUCCUCUUCACCCAAACCACCCACACCGUUAGCCACACAGAAGCCCUCACAUAAACAGAGGGGUCUGAUGCCUUCUUCUAAGCACACACAGCCUGUUGAUGACCCAAAGGAGAGCAGUGGAAACCCAGAUGAAAUCUCAUUGUACCGCAGCAGUUUUAAAUUGGGAAAGCGCGUCCAUGCCGAGGCCCCUUUAAAGCAGCCUUUCUCUCUGCAACUCUCUAGCCAGAACUGCAAUGACACCAACCUGUUCCUGAACCCUUGUCCUAAUGGAGCGUUCGACAGCGAAGUUCAGAAUGCCCCCUUGCCUCUCAAGAUGUGCCGCAUGCAGAGCAGCAUCCUCAACAACAAGCCACUUGUUGCCACUAUUAGCCCUUCUUGCCUGAUGCCCAUCAACUUGAGCACUGGCACCAAGGUACCAACGGACUCUGCUUCAAUUCUUAAAUCAACGGCCUCGCCACGAUUUUCUCACGGAUCGAGGAAGACCAAGAGUCCUAAAUCUCUACAUGCAGGAAGGAGUCUCCUGAAAACCAACUCGUCCUGUCCUCUACCUGUGGAAUUGGUCAGAAGCAGUGAGUCUGACAUCCACAGCAGCAAGGACUCAAACUCUGACUCUUUGGGAGAUGACUGCGAUGAAGAUGAUGAAGAUGAUCUUGAAGAGGAGGAUUCUGGUAGUAGUCUAUCAGAGAGCCAGUCAGAGAGCAACCUGGAGAGCGACUCUGUCGGCGCUGAGGAUGACAUGAAAGAGCGUGCCGAGUCUGAAGCAGAUAGCGAUGCAGAAAGCACUCCCCUGAAUCUAGCGAAAGCGCCGCUGUCAGCUUGCAAGUCCUCCUCGAGCCUCUCAGCCAACUGCUCCCUGCUCAACCAUCAGGUCAUCACGCCACCUAGUUUAUCCAGUAGUCUGCUCACCCCCAACACACUGAGCAGCUUAGGAGCUCUGAACAACCACAGCACCCCGUCCUCAUCCGUCACACUUACCCCACUGCCAGGAUCAGGGAAGAGGAGGAGAGUGACAGAUGAGAGAGUUCUGAAGUCGCCUCUUGAGUUUGGGUGGCAGAGAGAGACUCGGAUCAGGAGUGUGGCAGGUCGACUUCAAGGGGAGGUUGCUUACUUUGCACCAUGCGGGAAGAAACUGCGUCAGUAUCCUGAUGUAAUGAAGUACUUAGUGCGGAAUGGAAUAACUGAAAUCUCACGGGAUAACUUCAGCUUUAGUACAAAAAUUAAAGUUGGUGCCUUCUAUGAAGCCAGAGAAGGACCAGAGGGUCCUCAGUGGUUUUUACUGGCUGAGGAGGAGAUCACUCCCAUUAUCAUAGCGAUGGAUGGUCGCCGCAGCCGCCGCUUGAAGUCUGAGCACCAGCCAUCAGGUGAUGGUGCUGGGGGCCAACGAUGGAAGAAUCAUCCUCUAAAUGUUGGAGAAAAUAACUUCCAAGACGUCAACAACGCCAAGCUGCGCCGCAAACUGGAGGCUCAAGAAAUGGCUCGACUGGUAGCUCAGAUCAAAUUGAUGAGAAAACUGGAGAAGCAGGCCAUGGCACAAGCAGCCAAGGAGGCCAGGAGGCAGAAAGCAAUAAUGGCUGCUGAGGAGAGGCGGAAGAAGAGGGAGCAGAUGAAGAUUCUCGAACAGCAAAAGAAGAUCAAGCGCAGUCAGCAAAUGCGAAUGGAGAAAGAACUCCGUGCACAGCAAAUUCUUGAGGUUAAAAGACAGAAACAACAAGAAGCAGCCAAUGCCAGAUUAUUGGAGGCUGAGAAACGAAACAAGGACAAGGAGAUGCAAAGACUGCAAGCUGUUAUGCUGAAGCAACAGGAGUUGGAGAGGCAUAGACUAGAUAUGGUAUGGGAGACAGAAAGACGCAGGCAGCACAUGAUGCUGAUGAAGGCUGUGGAGAUUCGUAAGAAGGCAGAGGAGAAAGACCGUCUGAAGCAACAGAAGACGGACGAGAAACGGCAAAACAAGGAGAGGAAACUCCAGCUCAGACGACUGGAACUGGAAAAAGCAAAGGCGCUAAAGAAGCCAAACGAAGACAUGUGUUUAGCAGAUCUUAAGAGUCUUCCAGUGCUCUCACGAAUCCCUGGUCUGGUCUUGCAAGGAAGCACCUUAUCUGACUGCCUGAUGGUGCUGCAGUUUUUGCACACCUUUGGAAAGGUCCUGCGACUAGACAAUUUAAACGACCUUGACUUAAGUCGCCUUCAAGAGGGUUUACUUAACACUGGGGGCAGUAUGGGGAAAGUGCAAGACCUGCUGGUGAGCAUGGUUUCUUCAGCCGUACAGGAUCCUGGUAUACCUGCAGGUCACAAGCGCAAAACCUGUCUAGGGGAACACUUGACUAAUGUGGCAAUCAACAGAGACAAUGUGUCUGAGAUCCUGCAGAUCUACAUGGAGGCUCACUGUGAUAAGUCAGAGUCAGCUGCUCUGGCCCUCAGUCUCAGGACGAAAGCUUUUCAGGCCCACAGUCCAUCUCAGAAGGUGUCCAUGUUGUGCUUCCUUGUUAAUGACCUCUGCUGCAGUAAAGCUGUGAUCAGUGAGAUCGACAAGAACAUGGAUCACGUGACCAACCUGAGGAAGGAUAAGUGGGCUGUAGAGAGAAAGCUCUGCAAACUGAGGAGCACUCACACCAAGAGGACUGAAAAGAGAGACAGCAGUGUGGGCGGAGAUGACAGCCUCACCUUUGAUGACGACAGCGAGGACCAAGCAGAUGACGAUGACGAGGAGGAGGAAGAUGGAGGAAAGAAAGGGGCAAAAGCAGAGAUCUGUGAGGAGGAGGACGACAGUGUGAACUCCGCCAGUGUGGAGGAGCUGGAGAAACAGAUCGAGAAAUUAUGCAUGCAACAGAGUCAGAUCACACAGAAGCUGCUACACUCCUCUCAGUCACAGCGCUCCAUGAUGAUUGGACAGGACCGCUACAAGAGGCGCUACUGGCUUCUCCCAGAGUGUGGCGGCAUCUUUGUUGAGGGCAUGGAGAGCAGCGAAGGUUAUGAAGAGUUGAAGGAGAGACAGGAAACAGCUCAGGUGAUCAGAAUAAAGGAGGAGCAGCUGGAAGAGACUAAGAUGGAGUGUGUGUCCAGCCCAGCACCGAGCACAGACCGAGAUAAAGCCACAGAUACUGCAGGGCCAUAUCCGCUGUGUUCCCACCAGCUCAAAGGCAGCCCCUGGAUAACCUCCAGCCCCCAGCCUGUCCUUCAGGACGAUCAGCUCACUAAGACAUUGAUGGAGAAGAGUAGCCAGUGGUUUAGCCUCCUGCCCCGCUCUCCUUGUGACGAGCUUUCGGUCACCUCUGGCUCCAGUCCCUGUGCCUCCUCUUCUUCUCCACAUACCAUGAGCACUAAAUCCCCCUCCUCCCUCUCCCCUAAUCCCCCAGCUACAGCCGGCUACAACGCUGCUGCUGGGAUCAAUAACAUGCAUUCUCCUGUCCUUCAGCAAGUAAAGUCUGGCAUUCAUCAGAGCGGACUGACACUGUGUGACGUGUCCAGUGCAGCGACAAGUCCCAGCCUGCCCUCCCCUGGCACUUCUCUACCCCCUGUGCUGGAUCUGUCCUCCCAGCAUGCGGUGGGUAGUGGGAGCGGGGUCUUAAUCCUGGUGAAUAACACUGUCAACAAGCUUGAGACCCCAGAGGCCCUGUGUGACAAGCCCGCUUGUGCCUUGUUCCCUGCUGUGGAGGCAGCCAAGACCCAGGACUACCCCAGACCUCAGCCUAUCCCUAAGGAGAUGCUGCAUGGUUGGUGGCGAGUGUCAGACGUGCAGGAGCUCCACAGUCUGGUGAAGGCGCUCCACAGUCGAGGCAUCAGAGAGAAGGUCCUACAGAAGCAGUUCCAAAAACAUAUGGAGUAUUUGACCCAGCUCUAUGCCAACAGCGAAGAUGCGUUUGAUGUGGCGAAGCUGGAGAAACGGGAAGUGAGUGAGAAAACCUUGGAGAGUUGGUGUGUGGAGGAGCAGGCGAUGGAGGUGGACAUCAGCCAACUGCAGCAGGUGGAGGCUCUGGAGAGGAGAGUCGUCUCUGCCGGUCUGCAGAUCAAGGGCUGGAUGCACCCUGAGCCCCAGUCAGAGAGGGAGGAUCUGGUCUAUCAAGAGGACAAGCUCCUCUCUUCUCCAGCUCCCGAGAACACGUGGCAAAGAGAAACCAGCCCGGAGAAACUCCCUGGCAGUGUGGUGCGGCGGCCUAACAAUCCUCUUGAUAUAGCUGUCAUGAGGCUGGCAGAGCUGGAGGGGAACAUCGAUCGAAGCAGUGAGGAGGAGGCGACUCCUGGGAUGAGGUUGUGGCACAAAGCCCUCGGAGAAGUCCGCAGCUCGGCUCAGCUGUCGCUUUGUAUUCAGCAGCUGCAGAAAUCUAUCAACUGGGACCGCCCCGUCAUGAAAGUGCACUGCCACCGUUGUCAAAAUGGGGAUAAUGAAGAACUGCUCUUACUUUGUGACGGCUGUGAUAAAGGCUGCCACACCUACUGCCACAGACCUAAGAUCACCACAGUCCCUGACGGCAAAUGGUUCUGUCACAUCUGUGUUGCAAAGGAAAGCGGUCAACUCCGCCGGAGUAGGAAGCAACAGAACCGAACAGCUGGGGGAGAGAUGAGAGGCAGGGCCAAGCUUGACAGCCCUGGGUCCUGUGCCAAAAAAGCCAAACUGGACAAAGACGACAGGAAUUGGCUGGAAAUGUGCCGAGUUCUGCUGACUGAGCUGGAGGCUCAUCAGGACGCGCGGCCCUUUCUCACUCCAGUCAACCACAAAGCCGUACCCUGGUACAAGAAGAUCAUCAAGAAGCCCAUGGACUUCUCCACCAUCAGAGAAAAACUCAGCAACAACCAGUACCUAAAUCUCGAGACAUUCAUCAUGGACGUCAACCUGGUUUUUGACAACUGUGAGAAAUACAAUGAGGACGAUUCAAAAAUCGGACAAGCCGGACACAACCUGAAAGAAUUCUUUGACAAACGAUGGACUGAGCUGCUGAAGAAAAACUAAAGCUAAAAUAAAGAGAAUCACUUGUGCUACUUAUCAAACGUCCUCUUUGGUAUCGGAGGCCUUCUCUUCACCUGUGACACUAGAUCAGUAUGAGCUUCAAUAAAGCCGAUUGUGCAAUGUGAAAGAACAAACACUCCAUGAAUCAGUAUCUUCAAGUGCAAUACUGUUUAGUUCAUGAAAAUAACUCAACAUGUUGUUUGGGAAUCAAACAGGUCAUUGACUCUUUCAUAUCAUCAGCACUGCAGUACAGCUUUUUGUAUAUGUGUAUUUAUUUUUCAUAUUUAUGUUUGAGUCUUUUCUAAGAAACAGAAGGAGAUGGCCCACAGCUUUAACUACGUAUAAAGAUUGUUUAAUGGACGACUGAUCAAGCCGAUCAAGAAAAAAAAAAAAGUUUACAGCAUUUAUUUGUUACUACGGGGUCCAGCAGUGCUACUGUUCUGUUUAAGUGUAAAAAGAUACCGAGGUUUACUGUCACAUGUAUAGUGCUCAUUGCUUUCUUUAUUUACAUUUAAAAAAUGUAUAGUGUACAUACUGAAUAGUCUCUGUGGAUAAGGAUAGUUGAAGCAUUACAAACACUGUCUGAACGUCCACUCAAACACUGCUUUCCUCAGUAUUGUAGUGCCUGACCUCUGAACAGUGAACGGAAUAGUGCAUUCGUCUCUUUCUUCCUUUUUCUAUUUACAGUCUGUGUGUGUGUCCUGCAAAAUAUACUGUAAGAAACCCCCUUACACAAAAUGCAAAGUUCUCUGUGGUGCAUUGUGUUUGACAAUGUCUUGUCAGACGUCCUGCGGACAGACAUGACACCUGCGCUGGGCUUUAAUCCAGCGGGAGUUGGACGGAGUCACGGUCGGCUGGAGGCGUCUCCAGACAUUUGCAGCAGGAAGACUUGGAAGUAACUGGAUUUUACUAUGAAUAUAGUAGUAGCAACUUUUGUAGGUAUAUUAUUUUUAAAUGGUGGAUGGCACAGAUAAAAUAAAGU